AUGGACCUAAGAGGCUUCUUGGAUGAAGAACAGGAGAAAAUUAAUUUAUCAAGGACACUCUCUUUUGGUGCUCGUGAUCAGAACUCAUCUGAAUCUAACGUCCAGCAGUUUGCUUCUCCAAGGCCAUCUUCUGCUAGUUCAGCAAAAUCAAUCCCAUUGCCCGCGCCUAUGAGCCCCGAGACACCAUGGACACUCUCCCCCGUGCGCAUGUCUCCCUCUCAACCCCUUCUUUAUCAUUGCAUUGCAUCUCUACACCGCCAUGAAGGUAACAUUUUCUCUAUCACACUCACCAAAGAUUUCAUAUUCACUGGAUCUGAGAGUAAACGAAUCCACGUCUGGAAGCAACCAGACUGCACUCAAAUGGGUUACGUAAGGGCCAAUUCUGGUCAAGUUCGUGCCAUCUUGGCCCAUGGAAGACUUCUAUUCACCACGCAUAGCGACUGUAAAAUCCGACUGUGGAAUGUGUCCAUCACAGCAGAGAAUUUUCGACCAAAGAAGAUCGCCACGUUGCCUCAAAGAAAUCCAUUCUUCUUGUUUACGAGAAAGAGCAACCACCAACACAGAAACAUUAUUUCUUGCCUAGCGUACAACCAUGAAGAAAAGCUUUUAUACACGGGCUCGUGGGAUAGAACGGUUAAGGCCUGGAAUGUCUCUGAAAAUCGUUGUGUGGAUUCGUUCGUGGCUCACGAUGGCCAUGUUAAUGCAAUUGUCGUCAAUGAACAUGAUGGGUGUGUUUUCACUUGCUCUUCCGAUGGCUCAGUUAAAAUAUGGAGAAGAGUGUUUGGAGAAAACUCUCAUAUCCUCACCAUGACCCUGAAAUUUCAACUUUCACCGGUGAAUGCCUUGGCGUUGAGCUUGUCACCAAGCACUUUCUUGCUCUACUCUGGUUCGUCGGAUGGGCUUAUAAACGUUUGGGAGAAGGAGAAGAUGUCUGGGAGAUACAACCAUGGAGGGUUUUUACAGGGCCAUCAUUUUGCUAUCCUUUGCUUGGUAGCCAUAGGGGACAUAGUGUUUAGUGGUUCUGAGGAUGCAACCAUUAGGGUAUGGAGGAGAGAGGAAGGAAAUUGCUUACAUUCAUGUCUUUCAGUCAUCGAAGGGCAUCACGGGCCAGUGAGAUGUUUAGCUGCUUCUUUAGAGUCGGAUAAUUUAGUUAAGUGUUUGCUGAUUUAUAGUGCGAGCUUGGAUCAAACUUUUAAGGUAUGGCGGGUGAAGAUUUAUCCCGCUCAUGAGAAGGCAUACUUGGACGAGCCAGUGAAAGAUCGGCAAAGAGAAGUUGUGGAGUUUGAGAUGAAUCCUGUGUUAUCGCCAUCAUGGGUAGAGAAGAAGCGUCAAGGAGAUCAUUUCCAGUAG
Messenger RNA from Juglans regia (Persian walnut), 1350 nucleotides. RefSeq names its product protein JINGUBANG-like. The transcript has a single exon. Lineage: Eukaryota; Viridiplantae; Streptophyta; Magnoliopsida; Fagales; Juglandaceae. The record is from RefSeq and is a predicted model, not a curated record. Gene Ontology annotation, molecular function: protein binding. The coding region runs from base 1 to 1350 and encodes 449 amino acids.